CCGUUAAUUGCCUAGAGAUCAGGUUAAUUACUGCUGCACGUGCUGUGUGAGCAGAAGCGAAACGCGAGCUGCUAGAGUAACGUCCUGCAAAGUCUAGUGGACUCAGCUGGCGUCGCUGAUGACUCACAUCCUGUAGAGUCUGAACUUUUUUGUGAGAAAGCGGGCGGCACGGAGCCGUCUGCUUCCUGGAAUCCGACGUGGGAUUCCCCCCCCCCACGCCUCUGCCUCCCAGCUCCCCCUCUUCCCGGUGUCACAGUGCCUUUGGGCAGCUCCUGAACCGACGGCUGCAGACUGAAAGCCUGUACCUACCAGAUAUCUGGAGCAGGAAGGGGAACUGCAAAGAUAAUCACCGAACUGCUGUGUCCUUGGAAAGACAAAAAAACAUCACCCAGACAAAUAGGAAGCAUGGCCUCUGUUGCUCCUUUCAGCCGCAAUCAGUGGGCUUCCCAGUCCUUGCGGGUCACAGCUAAAGAGCUGUCCAUCGUGUCCACUCGGGGCAAAACCAACGCCAUCGCUGAACGUUUCUCCAAGUAUCAGAUGGCAGCAGAGGAGGGAAGUGCAGUGAGGAAGAAGACGGGUGUGGAAGCUCGGCAGUCUGCGCCGUCUGUUGGAAACCUGAGUGUACUGAAGAAACGCUGGGAGCAGCAGCCUCAGGCUUCAUCCUCAAAUCCUGCCGUUUCCCACAACAGUUCAUCGCCUCACCGCAAAGUUUCACCCGCCUCGCCCCUCCCCAUGUCCAACACCGCAGCUCUGAGCCAGGAGAAAGAGCCUAAAAGCCAGGUUUACUCUGAGAUCAACAGCAGCCAAACAUCAGAGCGGAUGGAGAUGGAGGCAAAGCCCAGCAGGGAUGGAGAGGAGCAGGAGGGACCCGCAGAGGCAGAGAUGUCCGACAUUGAGAAGCCCAGCAUUCCCCUCAACAGCCUGAAGAUGAUGUUUGAGAGAGGACAGACUCCAGACAAGGCCUCCAGAGAGCAGACGAGCAGCAGCUCAGCCAACAUGGACCAUCUACUAGCAGACGGGAGUCUUGCAGAGUCCACUCCUCUCCGCGACAGGAUGGCCCUCUACAAAGCUGCCAUCUCCAAACAGGAAGUGGCUAACGAUCAGCUUGAUAAGCAGAAGGAGAACGUUCCUCCCUGCUCCCUGGACACGAGUCUAGAGUCUGAGCCAAUCAGCAGAAGGGUCUUUACUCCAGAGAGUAACGGUUCUGGUCCUGGCACUCCUGUACCAUCAGGUCAAAAAGAGUCAAAGACUCCCAAGGGCUUUCGCCCGCCGGCGAGGGAGACCUGCGUGACCUGUCAGAAGACGGUUUAUCCUCUGGAGAGGUUGGUGGCCAACCAGCACGUGUACCACAGCUCGUGCUUCCGCUGCUCGCACUGCAACACCAAACUGAGUUUGGUGAACUACGCCUCCCUGCACAACGUCGUCUACUGCAAGCCGCACUUCUGCCAGCUCUUCAAGGCCAAAGGAAACUAUGACGAGGGCUUCGGCCACCGGCCCCACAAAGAGCUGUGGGAGAGCAAAGGCGACGGCGUGGAGAGCUCGCCGCAGUCCAGCUGUGCCAGCAAACCCAGGCCCCAGAGCCCCGCCCCAGACCUGGAAAGCCCCAGCGUGGAGGAGACCCCGCUGGCCAAGGUCAACAUCCUAAUGGCCAGCAUGGAGGCCCGGAGCCACGAAUCCUCUGAAAAGGCCGACAGACCCCCCGAGACCCGGAGGCUCAAGAUCUCCUGGCCCCCCCGAACAGAACCAGAGGACGUGUCCCCCCAGAGCACCUCCUCUGCGGCUUCUGAGAUCAGCUCCACUGGAAAGCCCAUCCGAGCCAAGUGGCCCCCUGAAGAUGAGUCCCCUUCCCCUUCCCCUGAGGAGGCCAGAGGCUCGCCCUGCCUGCUUCAGGGCUCCUCCCUGAAGGAGCGCAGCCUGGCCUUCACACAACCCAACAGCAAGCCCAGCACAGCGCCCCCCCAAGAGGAGCAGCUCAGCCCCGAAGCCUCCAUGGAGCUGCAGCACGGCGGCCUGUCGUCCGACAGUAACACCCCCACUGAGGACAGCUGUGGGGUGGACGUACACAGCAGCUCUGGAGAAGAGGAGCACAGCGGAGAGAUGAGGAGCAACGCCGCAGACAACCAGCACAACUCUGAGGAGGAGCUGGACGAGCUGACAGAAGGGCCAGCAGAAGAGGAGGAGGAGGAGGAGCAGAUGGAAGAGGAAGGCAGCGGGGGCGAGCUGCAUGGAGAGAUGCCAGUGAACCACGAGAGUCCAGCAGAGCCGACGGACAUCUCCUCUCCAGAGGGGGAGUUGGAGGCCAGCCGCUCCUCCCAGGAUGUGGGCUUCUGGGACAGCGAGGAGGUGGAGGAUAAAGAGGAGGCGCAGCUGACUGUGGAGGAGUUGAUCAAAAGAAACCGAUGCUACGAUGAGGAGGAGGACGACGUGUGAGGAGAAUUCCAGGACUCCUCCUGCCUUGUGGAGGAGCGCUGAGUCUUAGUGCCUCUUUGAACCGUCUGAAGCCAUUUAAAGUCCCUCUGGUGUGAAAAUGUAGUCGGCUCCUUCUCAACACGUUUUUAAAGAAGUGACCAAAGCUUUUGACCUUCAGGACCUGACAGAUAAAGCAGAAGAACGCGCUGAAAGAGCGCCACCUGUCUGUCAGGGUUCUGCUGAUGGAGAGUCGACACCUUUGGAUCAGAACUUCCACUUUUAAAGAGCUGUACCCGAAUGAGAAAAUAUCCUGCUUUUAAAGUCCGCUUUCUUCUGUUGAAAUAAAUAUUAAAUUUGAUGGGAAAAUCUAUUCCUGACAGUAAAAUGUUUAAGGAUGUGCUCAUGUUUUAAGCUUUUUCAUGUUUUAUAUAUUCUAGUUGAAACCUACAGUAGCAACAUUUAACCUUCUGUCAUGUCAGCAGUUGAAACCAGUCACUGAAGUCCAUUUAAACUUUUGUCUUUUUUCUGAAGAACCUUUUGUUUCCUAAAAUGAUUUUUACUUGCUGCAAUAAAGAAUUUUAUAAUUUU
Molecule: messenger RNA, 2997 nt
Organism: Oryzias latipes (Japanese medaka)
Lineage: Eukaryota; Metazoa; Chordata; Actinopteri; Beloniformes; Adrianichthyidae
Gene: lima1a
Product: LIM domain and actin binding 1a
Source: RefSeq, a predicted model, not a curated record